UUGAAAGCAACUAAAUUAUAACUUUAAGUUUUUACUCUUUCCCCCUCAUACACACACACACAAGACUCACAACUAUGAACUCCUUCUCCGUGUUCUUAGUGUUGGCUUUGGCCGCACUAACCGUAGCAGAACCUCCAUCGGGUUAUAAUUAUCCACGCGGCGGAGGUGGCGGUGGUGGUGGCUUCGGUGGCGGCGGUUUCGGUGGUAGCAGCUUUGGAGGCAGCAGUUUUGGUGGCGGCGGUGGUGGAGGCUAUCAAGCCGUUAGCGGUGGCUUCCAAACCAAUGAAGGUCAAAAUGUUGAUCCCCAGCUCUUGGAGCAAGUGCGCCAAAUCCUCUUGCAAGAAGAAAGCAAAUCUGGUGGUGGUGGCGGCGGCGGUGGUGGUGGCUAUCCCAGCUCACCAUCUGGCUCCUAUGGACCCCCUUCAUCGCAAUACGGCGCACCCUUUGGCGGUGGUGGUGGUGGCCGCGUUGUUGGCAUUGAUUUGGAAGGUGUUCGUCAGGCCAUCCAAGUGGCCCAAUUCGCCCAACAAAGCACACAAGCUGGCGGCGGUGGUGGUGGCGGCUUCGGUGGCUACCCCAGUGCUCCUUCGGGCUCUUAUGGUGCUCCAUCAAGACCCAGCGGCAGCUAUGGUGCCCCCUUCUAAGCCCCAAACCGAGUUUAGCUUUUUAGCAUAAUGUAGUUAACAAAUCAAUCAAAAAUGAAACAAGUUCAACAAAAACAACAACAUCAAUGAAAUGCUGCCAAAUAUUCGAAGAAUUAGACAGACCAUAAAGCGCCGAUUGAGAAAAGAAAAGCACACUCACCACAAAUCCCACAGACAAAACGAAUGGAUUACAAAAGAAAACCCCCCGCCCCACCCAAAGCCAUGGAUUUCAAUGCAAUGCCACCAGCUAGACACCACAGAGGAUUUGCAGAAAAUAUCGCCUACGGAGAAGUGAUGUUCAAGUCGAAACAAACGGAUACAGCCGAAGAAUGCACCUACACUAUCCCAAUAACAAAAAAAAAAAAAAAGUGGAUACAGCCAUGACCCGGAAGUUAACGUUUGUUUGUAGCUGGUGUUUGUGAUGAUUUUGUUGUGUUGUUAAUCCAUUUGUUAAGAAAAACAAAAAACCAAAAGAAAACCCUUGCCUUUAAUAGGUCAAGGUUGUUCUUUUAAAUUUCCGUUUUUCCAGACAAAUUGAAAAAUUGUCUCCUCUCUCU
Stomoxys calcitrans (stable fly) is the source of this 1201-nucleotide messenger RNA. RefSeq names its product keratin, type II cytoskeletal 1-like. The record is from RefSeq and is a predicted model, not a curated record. The coding region runs from base 75 to 644 and encodes 189 amino acids. NCBI's taxonomy places the organism in Eukaryota, Metazoa, Arthropoda, Insecta, Diptera, Muscidae. The transcript has 2 exons.